This is a messenger RNA of Sorex fumeus (smoky shrew), 1612 nucleotides long. It is a transcript of the gene INTS14, whose product is annotated as integrator complex subunit 14. NCBI's taxonomy places the organism in Eukaryota, Metazoa, Chordata, Mammalia, Eulipotyphla, Soricidae. The coding region runs from base 28 to 1584 and encodes 518 amino acids. Gene Ontology annotation, biological process: snRNA 3'-end processing. The transcript has 11 exons. Gene Ontology annotation, cellular component: integrator complex. The record is from RefSeq and is a predicted model, not a curated record.
CCGAGCAGGACCGCCGGGCUCGUCAUCAUGCCAACAGUGGUGGUGAUGGACGUCUCCCUCUCCAUGACCCGGCCUGUGUCCAUCGAGGGCUCCGAGGAGUAUCAGCGCAAGCACCUCGCAGCCCACGGCUUGACCAUGCUGUUUGAGCACAUGGCCACAAAUUACAAGCUCGAGUUUACAGCCCUGGUGGUUUUCUCCUCUCUCUGGGAGCUGAUGGUCCCCUUCACAAGAGAUUAUAACACACUGCAGGAGGCACUCAGUAAUAUGGACGAUCAUGACAAGACAUGCCUGGAGUCGGCGCUGGCUGGCGUCUGCAGCGUUGUCCAGCAGGAGUGGGGCGGCGCCAUUCCUUGCCAGGUUGUCCUGGUGACUGACGGCUGCCUGGGCAUCGGGAGAGGGUCACUGAGGCAUUCUCUCGCGACCCACAGUCAGAGAAGUGAGAAUAGCAGAUUUCCGCUUCCUUUUCCUUUUCCAUCUAAGUUAUACAUCAUGUGCAUGGCAAAUUUGGAAGAGCUCCAGAGCACUGAUUCCUUGGACUGCCUUGAACGACUCAUCGAUUUAAACAAUGGCGAAGGGCAGAUUUUUACUAUUGACGGCCCCUUGUGCUUGAAAAACGUGCAGUCCAUGUUUGGAAAGCUGAUCGAUCUGGCGUACACGCCUUUCCACGCCGUUCUCAAGUGUGGCCACCUCACUGCCGACGUGCAGGUCUUCCCCAGGCCCGAGCCUUUUGUUGUUGAUGAGGAGAUUGACCCCAUCCCUAAAGUCAUCAACACAGAUUUGGAAAUAGUGGGAUUCAUUGAUGUCGCUGAUAUUUCAAGUCCCCCAGUUCUGUCCAGACAUCUGGUCCUGCCGAUAGCACUUAACAAAGAGGGCGAUGAGGUGGGCACUGGCAUAACUGAUGACAACGAAGAUGAGAAUUCCGCCAAUCAGAUUGCAGGCAAAAUACCCAACUUCUGUGUCCUGCUUCAUGGCAGCCUAAAAGUGGAAGGAAUGGUGGCAAUUGUUCAGUUAGGUCCUGAGUGGCAGGGGAUGCUCUAUUCCCAAGCGGACAGCAAGAAGAAGUCAAAUCUCAUGAUGUCUCUCUUUGAGCCUGGCCCAGAACCUCUCCCCUGGCUGGGGAAAAUGGCCCAGUUGGGUCCUAUUUCAGAUGCUAAAGAAAAUCCAUAUGGUGACGAUGACAGUAAGAGCCCGUUCCCCCUGCAGCCCCAAAACAAACGAAGCUAUGCCCAGAAUGUCACUGUCUGGAUCAAACCCAGUGGCCUGCAGACUGAUGUACAGAAGAUUUUAAGAAAUGCAAGAAAACUACCUGAAAAAACACAAACAUUCUAUAAGGAGCUGAACCGUCUGCGCAAGGCCGCGCUGGCUUUUGGCUUCCUGGACCUGCUGAAGGGGGUAGCGGACAUGCUGGAGCGGGAAUGCACGCUGCUGCCCGACACGGCGCACCCCGACGCCGCCUUCCAGCUCACCCACGCAGCCCAGCAGCUCAAGCUGGCCAGCAGCGGCUCCACGGACCACGUGCGCUACGACCACAACAUCACUCCGCUGCACACGGACUUCUCGGGCAGCAGCGCGGAAAGGAUGUGACGUGCCUGGGAGCCAGGUGAAGCUGACA